GACGACGAGGCGAUUUAUGCAACAGUAUCCUGCUUCAGCACUGCCAAGGCUAUGCGAGAACGCGGUCCGGACAGCCUGGCAGGACUCGUGCUGUAUGUAGGACUCUUCAGGCACCCCGGGAUGCUGCACAGGGCCAAGUAUAGCCGCUUUCGGAACGAGUCCAUCACGUCCUUGGACGAAGGCAGCCCCGGAGGCUCGGCGGGGAACAAGGGCUCGCCGCAACCUCCCUACCCCGCCCUGGCACCUCACCUGCCGGCUGAAGAUGCCACCUUGGCGUCCCAGGAGAGCCCCACCCCACUGUGCACCUUGAUCCCUCGCAUGGCCAGCGUAAAGCUGGCCAACCCAGCCACCUUGCUGAGUCUGAAAAACUUUUGCUUGGGUACCAAAGAGGUACCUCGACUCAAGCUCCAGGAAAGCCAAGACCCGGCUCCCAGCAGCCCGGCUUCCCCUGAAACCAGUCUGAAUAGGGCCGUGCCAGCACCUCCGCCUCAGCGGGACUCUCUGGGGCACAGGGCAACCUCUUUAACUCCUGAUGCCUGCCCGCUUCCCGGCCCUGGGGAGCCAACCCCCGGGAGCAGGCAGGACAAGCACUUUCUGCAGCACCUGUUGGGGAUGGGCAUGAACUACUAUGUGAGGUACAUGGGCUGUAUUGAGGUGCUGCAAUCAAUGAGGUCACUGGAUUUUGGCAUGAGAACCCAAGUUACAAGGGAAGCAAUAAGUCGCCUGUGUGAAGCUGUCCCUGGGGCAAAUGGAGCCAUUAAAAAGCGAAAGCCUCCAGCUAAGUUCCUAUCAACAGUUCUUGGCAAAAGUAAUCUUCAGUUUUCGGGAAUGAAUAUAAAACUGACCAUCUCAACAUGCAGCCUCACACUGAUGAAUCUUGACAACCAACAGAUUAUUGCAAAUCAUCAUAUGCAGUCUAUUUCAUUUGCUUCUGGAGGGGAUCCGGAUACUACAGACUAUGUUGCCUACGUAGCUAAAGAUCCAGUUAAUCAACGAGCCUGCCACAUAUUGGAAUGCAGCAAUGGAAUGGCCCAAGACGUCAUAAGUACCAUAGGGCAGGCUUUUGAACUCCGGUUUAAACAGUAUUUGAAAAAUCCUUCUUUGAAUACUUCUUCUGAAAGUGAGGAAGUGCACGUUGAUGACCAUGCUGAGGAGAGAGAAGAUCAUGAGUAUUACAAUGAAAUCCCGGGCAAGCAGCCGCCUGCAGGUGGUGUUUCAGAUGUACGGAUCAAAGUUCAAGCCACAGAACAAAUGGCUUACUGCCCCAUACGGUGUGAAAAGUUGUGCUAUUUGCCGGGAAACUCCAAGUGCAGCAGUGUGUAUGAGAACUGUCUAGAACAAAGCAGGGCAAUAGGUAAUGCACACGAGAGAGGGAUACAGUCCCAACGAGACACGUCAUUGAUGAAGCCCGCAUGCCGUGUGGAUCUCUUCGACGACCCCUGCUACAUCAAUACGCAGACUCUUCAAAGCACGCUGGGCUCUGCCGGAAAUCAAAGUCCAGCUCACCCACUGGGGAGCCCGUGGUACCGUGAAAAGGCACCAGAAACUGUUCAGCCAGGUGCCACGGCCCAGCCUGCCAGCUCACAUUCUUUGCCACACAUUAAGCAGCAGCUGUGGAAUGAAGACUGCUACCAUGGCAAGCUGAGCAGGAAAGCAGCAGAGAGCCUCUUGGUAAAGGAUGGGGACUUUUUGGUUCGAGAGAGUGCAACAUCUCCUGGCCAAUAUGUGCUGAGUGGGCUACAGGGAGGCCAGGCAAAACAUCUUCUCCUGGUGGAUCCCGAAGGCAAGGUGAGGACCAAGGAUCAUGUAUUUGAUAAUGUUGGCCACCUUAUCAGAUACCACAUGGAUAAUAGUUUGCCAAUCAUCUCUUCUGGAAGCGAAGUAAGCCUUAAACAACCAGUGAGAAAAGAUAAUAAUCCAGUACUUUUGCAUUCCAACAAAUGACAGUAUGGAAGUACCAUCACACUGAUACUUCAGGAAAGUCCAUUUUGUACUAGGACACAAAGAUAAUUCACACCUGGUUUCUAGAUAAAUUAGAGCACGAACUGUGAAGUGUAUCUUUCUGAGACCAUCAUGGACUAGGUCCUUUAUAAAACAAAGAACUAACAAAAAUUGAUCUUCAGAAAGUGAAAAUCAGGAAAGGGGAAGAGGAUGGGUCCCUUUGAAAAGAAAGUAUACAUAUGCACGGAUGUCACUUUUUAAGGCCAUAUUGCAUUAAUAACAAGCUAAAAAAAGCACAAUUAAAAUUUCACGUGCUGAAGACAACUUGAAUGAACUGCUGGGGCAGUGGUAUGUGCCUUUCAACUUGAUAAUUUGGGGACAUUUUCAUAUUGGGGAGAUUCGUUCUAAAUGUCUUCAUAUUCUAUAACUAUAGAACCAUUUGCCAAAAAAGUUUUUCCUUGUUAUAAAAAUAAGAAGCCAUUUGCUUAUUAGUUAUUGACUUUAUUACAUUCUCUGUUUGGUAACACUUUCACCUCAGUGUUAAAAUAAAUUUGACAUUGAAUUUGGACUGUGUCUAUACCAGUGGAAUCAAAUCAAGGGCCACUGAAAGCAAUGGUCAGUUUCAUUGGCCUGUCCCAUUUGCUGUUUAAAGGGUUGGAGCCCAGAUUCUUUGGCCUAGUAUUUCUCAGUCUUUGCUAUUUGGACUGUUUGUAUGCAACAUAUGACAAACUAAAGAAGCCAAAUCUAUGUCAUUUCUGAUUUCAUCGUAUUUCUCCCUCCUUCCCUCUCCCCCUCACCCUUCCCCCCCAAAAAAGAGCUCAUGAGUGCAUGGAUUUAAAAGAUGGCAAACAAACCAGUGUUCUUCAUGUUCAAUCUCCAAAUUGGUUCCAUUCUUAUUUAAAGCACUGAAUUUAUUUUAAAGUAUGGGGAAAUAUCCCCUUGAUUGGUGAUGACUCAUAGGCCCUCAUCUACAUGUAUCCUUAGCACCUUUUCUAGAUAUGACCAGACAAAAUGUACCAGGGAGAAAACACUGAAUGAAACAAUUGGAAAGGUUUGACACAUGCAGGCACACUUGGUAAACCAAUGAUGUAAUGAAGCAUUGUGUAGGGAAAAGCGCUGGACUGGGUCUCAGUGUGACCUUGAGCAACUUGCUGAACCUGUCUGGACUCCAGUUUCCUUGUCUAUAAAAUGAGGGAGCUGGGCUAGGUGAAUUCAUAGGUCCAUUUCAGCCCUAACAUAAUAUGAAUUUAUAAAAGGCACAUUUUUCAUUUAUUAGGGGUCAGUGUUGAUAACCAGUCUGUAUAAUUAAGCUGGAAACUGCAGCUUUUUCCUUUAGUCUGUGUCUGUACUCAUUGAGAUCAUCAUUCAGAUAGCAGAGAUCUGGAGCCUUUCAGUCAAAAACAUUGAAACUUUGGAAAAAUAUAAGUGAUGGUAGUAGAAAUAGAUUUGGUUAUUUUGAGUGGCAGAAAACAGCUUCAGUCUCAGCCCUCUACCUGCCUUUGCAUAUAGAGAUAUGGCCAUUAUUUUAGAGGUUUUUUUGUUUUGUUUUUGUUUUUUUAUCUUGAGUUAUCUGGACAA
Eubalaena glacialis (North Atlantic right whale) is the source of this 3519-nucleotide messenger RNA. It is a transcript of the gene SHC4, whose product is annotated as SHC adaptor protein 4. The transcript is spliced from 12 exons. NCBI's taxonomy places the organism in Eukaryota, Metazoa, Chordata, Mammalia, Artiodactyla, Balaenidae. Gene Ontology annotation, molecular function: receptor tyrosine kinase binding. The coding region runs from base 52 to 1944 and encodes 630 amino acids. Gene Ontology annotation, cellular component: plasma membrane. Gene Ontology annotation, biological process: cell surface receptor protein tyrosine kinase signaling pathway; intracellular signal transduction. The record is from RefSeq and is a predicted model, not a curated record.